Suillus bovinus is the source of this 2508-nucleotide messenger RNA. RefSeq lists its product as uncharacterized. The transcript is spliced from 6 exons. Lineage: Eukaryota; Fungi; Basidiomycota; Agaricomycetes; Boletales; Suillaceae. The record is from RefSeq and is a predicted model, not a curated record. The coding region runs from base 95 to 2203 and encodes 702 amino acids.
CGGUACCUCCUUGCUAGAGUAGGCGAUCAAGCUGCUUUAAGCUUCAUUCGCUCCUUUAUCCUAUCCUCAAGGGAAUCUCCAUCGUCCUCCAAUCAUGUUGGUACUCAACAAAUCCUCGACCUGUGAUGUCUGUAUGGAAGGCUACAUGAAUGGCGGGAAUUCACCACACUCGAUCUCUUGUGGGCAUGUAUUCUGCGAAAAGUGUCUCGAUCAUCUUUUGCGCCACAUAUGUCCCCUUUGUCGGACUCGAUUUUCUCCUCAGGACGUCCGCAAACUUCACAUCGAUAUGCAGUCACCUAUGAUCACGACCGCUUCCAUAGAAGAAGUCCCUGAAAACCCUGAAUCAUCUUCUCCACCUCCUGAUGACGAAGCCCGUUCGCUCCUGAAUGAUAUCGCGCGUGUCGUCAAAGAAGGUGCUAAGCUUCCGGAACUCCGCCGUGUAAUCGAGAAAUGUCGAACGUACUACAAAUCACAGUCAGCUGACCAGAAUCCUGUGAGAGUGAGCGCACUACUUCUUUGGAACCUUGCCGAGUCUCAACGUCAAGUCGCGGAAUUGAAAAAAGACAAGGCGGCUGAGGUGGAGAAAACCCGGAUGGUGGAAAUGGCUCUUGACGAAAUGAGACGAGAGAAGGUGGCCGAAGUUGAAAGGACUUGCGAGGCAAAAAUUUCUCUUGAGGAAGUACGGUCGCGUCUUACCGCAGAGAUUGUGAAUUUGCAAGUGAAGUACGAGGAGCUGCAACGUAUUCGACAGGAUGAGAAAGAUACUGCUCUUGCUGUAGAAAAAAGUUUGAGGGAACACUAUGAUGAAUUGAAUACGUAUUGGAGAAGCAAAUUGGAGGCUACAAUGCGUGAGAACAAGGUUCUGCGGGAGGAGCUCAUGCGCGCUAGAAUUGCGUUCAAUCCGUUACCUGACUUCCAACGGUCAGUCGAGGUCCGAUAUCUUCAUGCAAUGCCAGAGCCGAAGCAUCCCGAGAAAUUGAUCGAGGACGAUCCUUUGAGCAUCAAAGCACGAGCGAAGGCCAAAGCAAAGGCGAAAGCCAUCGAGGAGGAGGAAUUCCACUUAUCUCCUCUCGCCCAGGUGAUCGGAACUUGGCCUUCUGCAGUCCAGUCGUUCCGCUCUCUGGUGGAUGAAGAUGAGAUCGACGACUUGAAGAAGACCUGCAACAAAAAGGAAUCGGAAUCGAGGUCUGACACAGACGAUGAUCAAACAAUGGGUGAUGCUACGUCUCAGCUUGUUCCCAUUCCUCGGUCUUCAUUAUCUCGUCAGUUAAUCGACCCUUCCGUCUCUUCGUCUGCAUCCACGAUCAACCCAGAUAACUGGUCUGGAUUGUCACGAUCUCGCCCUCGCGAUGACAUUGUCAUGUCGAGUCGUGAUAGAUCUACUUCACGUCAUCACUCCACCGAGCGAUCAAUCGCUUUGGCCCACGGCGGUACUCAUUCACCAUCUCGCAGACCAUCACGGGAACCGUCCACGUUGUAUAUGUCCAGCCGCACUUCCUCCCCUUCACGCCGCUACCCCUCGGACCGCAUGCAUGGGCCUCGGUUGAAAGACGCUCAUUCACGAGAUUCAUUUGAUGGCGGUAGCAGAGAUUACGAGAUGCGCGCAGGAGAUACGUACGAGCCAAAGGUGAAAGACCAGGUCGCACCGCGCCAGAUCAUGGCGGCCGACGACUUUCGGGACAAGGAUCGCGAACGUCUGCGCGCUCAGCUCUAUGAUAUCCUUGACAGCCCUAUGACAUCAUCCUCCCUCAAGAUGCCGAUAUCUUAUGGCGAUGAGUCCUCGAUGCCUCCACCAUAUCCACCACCGCCAUCGUCCAAUACGAUCCCUAGGCCGACGAGUUCUAGUACACGUGUACAUACGCCAUUGCGGAGAAACUCCACUGCAAGUCAAUCAGUGACUCCUAUGCCUGGUCCUGAAGAGGGAUUCCCGGCUACGGUCGUGUCAAAGACUCUGGUCCAUGCUAGCAGUGUUGCAAUGCAACAGGAGAAGGAGAGGCGGGAGAGGGAAAGGCAACGAGAGCAGGAACGUGAACGAUUGGAGCGCGAACGCGGUCGGGAACGUGAGCGUGAUCGCGAGCGGGAAUCAGAGUGGCAACACUUCAAGGAUGCCACCAAUGUACCACCUGAUGCUUACGCCUACCAUCGUGAUCGACGUAUAGGCAGGACUAAGCUGUCUAACCCGGUCACCGCUGGAGCAGACUGACGAAUCCUAUGAUUUCUUCGAUUUUAUUAACCAACUGUCGCUUCUGGAUUUUUCGAGUCCCCAUUGCUGUUGAUGGGUCCUUUUGUGGACUAUGCACGAGGCAGUAUUUAUACGAGCGAGUCCGAGCGGACCCCUCCAGUCAACAUUCCAGUUCGUGUUUCGAGUUAUGCCAAACUUGUAUUGUACUUAUUGUGCACGCAUAUGCAGUUAGUAGAAUCAUUACGGACGUUCAUGUAGUUUUUCCUGAAACAAUAAAAUGUCUUGAUCCCCACUCACAAUGUCUAGUACCGAUCCUGUGUCUUAUC